This is a messenger RNA of Ricinus communis (castor bean), 3837 nucleotides long. Its product is annotated as putative leucine-rich repeat receptor-like serine/threonine-protein kinase At2g24130. NCBI's taxonomy places the organism in Eukaryota, Viridiplantae, Streptophyta, Magnoliopsida, Malpighiales, Euphorbiaceae. Bases 737 to 3784 code for a protein of 1015 amino acids. Gene Ontology annotation, molecular function: protein kinase activity; ATP binding; protein binding. Gene Ontology annotation, biological process: protein phosphorylation. The record is from RefSeq and is a predicted model, not a curated record. The transcript has 2 exons.
ACUGGAGGAGCAUUCUAAUCUUUAAUAAGAAUGACAAUUUUUGCAUCUGAGAUUUCAGUUUUUCAGACAUCAAACAGUUCAAACUCCUCAACCUUUAUUUCAUUGGCUGGUCAUUUUUCAAGCCAACACCAAGCUAUUAGCAGGGCUGAAGUCACUAGACAGAAUAUUCAAGUAGGAACUAAUCUUGCCCAAGAAAUAUUGGCUAUCAGGGAACCGGGAAAUAGAGGCCUCAUUGGAGCCUCCCAAAGUUGAGGUCUCAGUGUCAAAAAUUGCAAUCAAAGGGCACUAAUAUGUCAACUAAGAAUGUCAAUUGUAACUUAAAAGACAUCCUAUUAAUAAAAAUGUCAACUAGCAGUCUGUCUCCCUCCCUCCCUGUUCAUCUGUGUGGUCGCACAUGUAUAAGCGCAUGUGUAUCACAUGCAACUGCAGCUAUGCUUGGCACAGCACACUCCGAUUCCAUAGGUUGCCCUACAAUAAGAAGAAGAAGAAACUCAUCUACCACUCUAAUUAUAUCCUUUCAUUUGGUAUCCACUUGGUUUUAGUGGAAAAUCUAUUCAUCAUUGUUGCAACCCCAUAACGGGAAAGUUGCAAAUAGAUUACUAGUCUCCCCCACAAAUCAUUGCCCGCUUUGAAUUUUUAUAUCAACUUAAUCACUACCCUCUUUCAUAAUAUCGGAUCAGCACUCCACAAUUCUCUGUAUAUCUCGUGUCUUCAUUGCUUCUCUUGCAUCAUUAUUAUGAAGCAAGAUGAAAGUAGAAGUAGAGGGUCUCAUAAAAGUUAUAUGAGUGAGCACUCGCAGAGUAAUAAAACGUUCAUUAGGAUAGUUUUUCUGCUGCUGCUCCAGCAUUUGAUUUCACCAUCUUCCUCUGCAGUUUCAGGUCAUCACCACCACUCCUUGCUUACGGACAAGGCCGCUUUACUGGAGUUCAGAAGGACCCUGGUCUUUGAUCCAAAUUCCAAGCUUGCCAACUGGAUUGAGGCAGUUGAUGUAUGUAACUUUACAGGGGUGGCAUGUGACAAGCAUCAUCACCGCGUAAUAAGGCUCAAUCUUUCCAGCAGCGAACUGACAGGGCCACUUUCACCAGUUAUUUCGAACCUCACUGGCCUUCGAGUCCUCAACCUGGUUGAAAAUAACUUCUAUGGCACUAUCCCUUGUGAGUUAUUUCAUCUUCGGCACCUGCGUGAUCUCCAGCUAGACAAUAAUAAUCUACAUGGCUCAUUUCCUGAGUCCCUUGCUCUUCUUUCCAAUCUAACUUUGAUAACUCUCGGGGAUAAUAAUCUGACAGGUGAGCUUCCACCUUCCUUCUUCUCCAACUGCUCUGCAUUAGGAAAUGUUGACUUUUCCUACAACUUUUUCACAGGAAGAAUUCCCAAGGAAAUUGGAGAUUGUCCAAACCUAUGGACCCUCGGCUUAUACAACAACCAAUUUACAGGAGAACUUCCUGUUUCUUUAACCAAUAUCUCACUCUACAAUUUAGAUGUGGAGUAUAAUCAUCUUUCUGGUGAAUUGCCUGUAAAUAUUGUAGGGAAGCUACACAAAAUUGGCAACCUCUAUUUAUCAUUUAAUAAUAUGGUUAGUCACAAUCAGAACACCAAUCUCAAGCCAUUCUUCACUGCCCUGGAAAACUGCACUGAAUUAGAGGAACUUGAAUUGGCUGGGAUGGCUCUUGGGGGAAGCCUGCCCAGCUCUAUUGGUAAUCUCAGUAAACUGUUGUACUCUCUUAUGCUGAAUGAAAACCGGAUCCAUGGGUCCAUUCCUCCGGAUAUAGCAAACCUUUCCAAUCUGACAGUGCUGAAUUUGACAUCCAAUUAUUUGAAUGGAACAAUUCCAGCAGAAAUUAGUCAACUGGUUUUCCUGCAGCAGAUUUUUUUAUCACGCAACAUGUUCACUGGUGCAAUUCCGGAAGCAUUAGGUCAAUUUCCUCAUCUAGGACUGCUUGAUUUGUCGUAUAAUCAAUUCUCUGGUGAAAUACCUAGAAGUCUAGGAUAUUUGACGCACAUGAACUCUAUGUUUCUCAACAACAACCUGCUUUCAGGAACCAUACCUCCAACCUUAGGGAAGUGCAUUGAUCUGUACAAACUGGAUUUGUCCUUUAACAAAUUGACAGGAAACAUUCCCCCAGAAAUAUCAGGUAUGCGUGAGAUCCGAAUAUUUCUAAAUCUUUCUCAUAACCAACUUGACGGGCCUUUGCCAAUUGAACUCAGCAAGCUAGAAAACGUUCAAGAGAUAGAUGUGUCAUCAAAUAACCUCACUGGAAAUAUCUUCCUUCAGAUAUCAAGCUGCAUUGCACUGAGGACGAUAAAUUUGUCCCACAAUUCUCUUCAAGGGCACCUACCUGAUUCUCUUGGUGAUCUAAAGAACCUUGAAUCCUUGGAUGUUUCAGGAAAUCAGCUCUCUGGAAUGAUCCCAUUAAGCCUGAGCAAAAUCCACAGCCUCACAUAUCUGAAUCUUUCCUUUAACAACUUCGAAGGGCUGAUUCCCUCAGGUGGCAUCUUCAAUUCACUCACAAGUUGGUCAUUUUUAGGGAAUCGGCGUCUCUGUGGUGCAUUUUCUGGCAUCCUUGCUUGCUCACCGACGAGACAUUGGUUUCACUCGAAUAAGUUCUUAAUUAUAUUCAUCAUAGUAAUAUCUGUAUCAGCAUUCUUGUCAACAAUCUGUUGCGUGACUGGAAUCCGCUGGAUCAAGCUAUUAAUUUCCUCUCAGGAUUCAUUGAGAAUUGAGAGGACAAGAAAAUCAACAACGCCAGAAUUGAUCCCCCACGUUCCAAGAAUCACAUAUAGGGAAUUGUCAGAAGCCACUGAAGGAUUUGAUGAACAUAGACUAGUUGGUACAGGUAGUAUCGGACAUGUCUAUAAGGGAAUUCUUCCAGAUGGGACUCCUAUAGCUGUAAAGGUAUUGCAGUUCCAAUCCAGAAAUUCAACAAAGACUUUUAACAGAGAAUGCCAAGUGUUGAAGAGGAUUCGCCACAGAAAUUUGAUAAGGAUUAUAACAGCAUGUAGUCUUCCUGAUUUUAAGGCUCUUGUUCUUCCAUAUAUGGCAAAUGGAAGCUUGGAUAACCAUCUCUACCCACAUUCAGAGACAGGUUUGGAUUCAGGUUCUUCUGAUUUAACUCUCAUGCAAAGAGUGAACAUCUGUAGUGAUAUAGCUGAAGGGAUGGCCUAUCUGCACCACCACUCACCUGUUAAAGUCAUACAUUGCGAUUUAAAACCAAGCAAUGUUCUUCUCAAUGAUGACAUGACAGCUCUGGUUUCUGACUUCGGUAUUGCAAGAUUGAUUUCGACAGUUGGGGGUGGAAAUGCUGGGCUUUUUGAGAACAUUGGGAACUCUACAGCAAACUUGUUAUGCGGAUCUAUUGGAUACAUUGCACCAGAAUAUGGAUUUGGGUCAAACGCAUCUACAAAAGGAGACGUUUAUAGCUUUGGCAUUGUUGUUCUUGAGAUGCUGACUAGAAAAAGACCAACAGAUGACAUGUUUGUUGGUGGACUAGACCUGCACAAAUGGGUGAGGAGUCAUUACCAUGGUAGAGUGGAACAAGUGUUGGACUCCUCUUUGGUGAGAGCUUCAAGAGAUCAAUCCCCUGAAGUAAAGAAGACUUGGGAAGUGGCAGUAGGAGAAUUGAUUGAAUUAGGUCUUCUUUGCACUCAGGAGUCCCCCUCCACAAGGCCCACGAUGCUUGAUGCUGCUGAUGACUUGGAUCGACUGAAGAGAUAUCUGGGUGGGGAUACAACUGCAACAUUUGCAUCCUCUCUGGGAAUUUCAUCAUCCACAGCAGGGGAUGACUGAUUGCUCCCCUAUUUAUUGUACAGAUUGGAAUGCCAUUUGUUUGUUCUCUGAUA